AUGCUGGAGGACAAGAAGACCAAGGUGAAGAUCACCUUCCUGGUUAUCCUGGUGGGCAUCUCGUCCAUGUUGGCGGCAGUGGUGACGGACCACUGGGCGGUGCUGAGUCCCAGGGUGGAGCGGCUCAACACCACCUGCGAAGCGGCAUACUUCGGACUCUGGAGGCUGUGUAAAAAGAGUAUCUUCAUUGUGGAGGAAGACCCCCAGGGCAAAGGCUGUGGCCCUAUCAGCCUGCCAGGAGAGUACAACAUCUCAGCCGCUGCCAUAGCCAUCUUCAGUUUGGCCUUCAUGACCCUGGGCAGUCUCUGCCUCCUGGGGGCUUUUGGGAAGGGCAGAGACUACCUGCUGAGACCAGCUGGCAUGUUUUUUGCUUUUGCUGGUCUGUGCAUCGUCAUAUCUGUGGAGAUCAUGAGGCAGUCGGUCAAACGCAUGAUCGACAGCGACGAGACCAUAUGGAUCGAGUACUACUAUUCGUGGUCCUUCGCGUGCGCCUGCACCGCCUUCACCCUCCUCUUCCUCAGCGGCAUCAGCCUCCUCAUCAUCUCCAUGCCACACAUGCCCAGAAACCCCUGGGAGACCUGCAUGGACGCCGAACCAGAACCCAUAGACUAGAGUACCCUGUUGAAAAAAACAGC
This is a messenger RNA of Sinocyclocheilus grahami, 635 nucleotides long. Its product is annotated as voltage-dependent calcium channel gamma-1 subunit-like. The coding region runs from base 1 to 612 and encodes 203 amino acids. The transcript has 3 exons. Gene Ontology annotation, biological process: regulation of calcium ion transmembrane transport via high voltage-gated calcium channel; calcium ion transport. The record is from RefSeq and is a predicted model, not a curated record. Gene Ontology annotation, cellular component: L-type voltage-gated calcium channel complex; membrane. NCBI's taxonomy places the organism in Eukaryota, Metazoa, Chordata, Actinopteri, Cypriniformes, Cyprinidae. Gene Ontology annotation, molecular function: calcium channel regulator activity.